Hyaloscypha bicolor E is the source of this 2724-nucleotide messenger RNA. RefSeq lists its product as uncharacterized. The transcript is spliced from 2 exons. The record is from RefSeq and is a predicted model, not a curated record. NCBI's taxonomy places the organism in Eukaryota, Fungi, Ascomycota, Leotiomycetes, Helotiales, Hyaloscyphaceae. Gene Ontology annotation, cellular component: nucleus. Gene Ontology annotation, molecular function: DNA-binding transcription factor activity, RNA polymerase II-specific; DNA binding; zinc ion binding. Bases 1 to 2724 code for a protein of 907 amino acids. Gene Ontology annotation, biological process: DNA-templated transcription; regulation of DNA-templated transcription.
AUGUAUCAAACACGGCCAGAGCUCAGUUACAAACCACCCCGUGAGCAGCUACCUCCCUUGAGCAGCCUGUUUGGUUCAGCACCACCUCAAAAUCGACCGGCUCAAUCACCAUAUUCCGAUGGCCAUAGCCCCUCUUUCCCAGCGGGGUCUCCUCGAGAUAGUCGACACCCAGCAACACCUGUACACCCUGACCGACCCUUUGAAAAUUCUUACUUCCAACGACCACCAUUAUCUCGACAUUCGUAUGGAUCAAGACCUGAACAAGUUGAAAGACUUGGUAUUCCACCUCCCCCUCGACCAACACAGACAGGACCUAGACCCGAAUCACCUCGAUACGACUCGCGGUAUGGUGUUGACGGCACGAGGACUCAAGGACCCGGACCCGUGAACGGAUGGCCACACCAUUCACAAUCACAAUCAAGGCCCUCAUCCGAAUUUCUAGCCAGAGACACAUCUUCCUCGUUUCGAGCUCACGCUGACCAUCACCAUCCACCCCCUCCUCCCCAUAGACUCGAGUCAGACCCAAGAGCAGCCUACCGCGAAGCACCUCACAGCGCCCCUGUGACCCCAAGUUACCCACCAACACCUGCCAGCACAGUUGCGGGUGAUGCGAACUCCACGAAGGAUGGACUGGGUCCAAAGAUUUGGACUGGAACGCAAUUCUUGCCACGAUUUGUUCGACAGGCUGAGGUACCAGGAGAAGGAUUGUGUUAUUUUUAUGAUGAUGGAACCCACUGCAAGACUGUGAUCGAUGGCGAGAUCGUCAAUGCCCACUGGGGUGUGACAAAGGCUGGGAAACCAAGAAAGCGACUUGCUAUUGCUUGCAUCACUUGCCGAGAGAAGAAGAUCAAAUGCGACCCAGACUAUCCACGUUGCGUGCAGUGCGAGAAGUUUGGGAGGAUAUGCAAAUUCAAGAACGCUCCUCGAGGUGGCCAAGGAUCACCCGAUACACCUCCAGCCGAUCCAGAAGACAGCGUUUCCCGCCCAGUCUCAUCGCGAGCUGAUGCUGAAUCUUUCAAAGGAGAGAAGCGUGAGAGCAGCCAUUCUGUUUCUCCUCGGCAGCCACUCCGACAGGUAACUCCAGAGUCCGAUACUCAUCAUGCAAAACGUCAGCGAAAUGGCUACAAUGACUUCACACCGGUCGCUUCAGAAGCGUCUCCGCGACCGUCAGUUCACGAAAUUCACUCCCCAUCGACCCCUUGGAUGGAAACUUCAGGCACUGGCCUCAUUGAUCACAACAGUUUACUGCGGGAAUGGCACACGAAUCCUUAUAGUGCUCACCCUGCUCUCGUCGCCGACCUCAUCUCCGUAUUCUUCAAACAUGUUCCCGAGACAGCUCACUGUAUGUUCCCGCCGGAACCUUUCAAGUCGUGGGUAUUGUCAGCCAGUGAGAAGUCUGCCAAUGACUUGAUGUUGAUUUACACCAUCCUGGCUCUCGGAGCUGUCUUCUCCUUCAAUCCAGGGCACCGACCACUUGGUGUCCAGUACGCUGCGAUCUCCCGAUACGCCUGCGAUAACCGCGACUUCAGCAUUCAGCUCGUCCAGUCUCGACUCCUUCUGUCUCUCUACUAUUUCGCAACCAACAACCCGAACGACGCCUGGGAUUUUUGCGGUGGAGCGUUGCGAGCAGCGAACGGCCUGAGGCUUAAUUUAGAGAUUGAGAAGAGCGAUGAUCAUUUCCUCAAGGCCUAUCCAUAUGGACUGAAUCGCACUGGGUAUGCUGAGUGCAGAAGGAGGACGUUCUGGAGUUGCUACUUGUUGGAUCGAUUCAGCAGCUUCUGUUCUAGGCAUUUGAGCGUCAUUCAUCCCGAAGAUGUUUUCCUGCGACUCCCUUGCGAUACCAAGAGCUUUGAGUCGCAGGCAGACGUCCAGAACCCAUAUUUCGACAUCGCCAACCCCGCUAUUCACAGUGCGAACUGGACGAUUGGAUCCAUGGCUUAUCUCAUUAAUGUCUCUUCAAUUUGGAGCGAUGUUAUGACACAGAUUUAUCGCUCUUCACAACGACUAACGCCGGCGACUUCUAAUUCUGCAUUCGCCUCUUUCUACGAGAACAUCAACCAGCGUUUGCGAGCGUGGAAUGACUCCCUACCCAGCUGCUACCUCUUCACAGCAGAUAAUCUCUUGAGAGCAGCGCGCUCCGGAAAUCUUGGGACGUUCAUGACCAUGCACACAGUGUAUCACACAACAGCCAUGAAGCUUAACCGCCACAUCCAGCAUUCUGUUCUCUCUAGACCGCAACUCCAACACCACAUCUCCUUGGCACAACACCACGCCGAAUCUCUCUUAGUGGUCAUUGACACCCUCGCAUCUCGUCGCUCUCCAGUUCCCUCGAGUCCAACCAGCCUGACCGACAUGCCCCCCAAAUUCUCCUAUCCCUUCGUCGGCUAUUCAAUCGUCUCAGCUAUCGACAUUUUGACCGCCAAAAUCCCCAUCUCUUCCAUCUCCACCCGCCUCGCCUCCUUCAGCGGGGCGCAAACCAUCCUCGCCGAACUCGCACCCUUCUGGCAAAGCGCCAAGAAGCAACAAUCAUUGGUCAUCCAACGCAUCAGAGACUUGGCCGAGCUGGCCGCUGGACGAGACGAUGCCGGCGAAGCAGGGGCUGUCGGGUUCAAGUUUGGGGCUAUGGGCGCUGUGAUGAGGGAGAGUACCGGGGAAGGGAUAUUCGAAAUGCGGGAGGCGAUUGAGAAGACGUUUGCGAAGGAUCACGAUUGCCUUUACGCUUAA